Closterium sp. NIES-67 is the source of this 1602-nucleotide messenger RNA. The record is from the annotation of a GenBank genome assembly. Lineage: Eukaryota; Viridiplantae; Streptophyta; Zygnematophyceae; Desmidiales; Closteriaceae.
UAAGGUAAAAUGUGUUGCAAUCUUCUCACUUUUAUGUUACAUUGUUCACAUGGUAUUCUAUAUAUUUCGAGCAGACCUUGUGCUUCCAAUAGUUAUUAAUUGACUUGUAGGGAGAGACUUAUGUCACCACAAACAGAGACUAAAGCUGGUGCUGGCUUUAAAGCAGGGGUAAAAGACUAUCGUUUAACUUACUAUACUCCUGAUUAUGAAACCAAAGAAACCGACGUUUUAGCUGCAUUCCGUAUGACUCCUCAGCCAGGAGUUCCUCCAGAAGAAGCUGGUGCAGCGGUAGCAGCUGAAUCUUCCACCGGAACAUGGACUACUGUUUGGACUGAUGGUCUUACUAGCCUAGAUCGUUACAAAGGUCGUUGCUAUGAUAUCGAACCUGUACCUGGAGAAGAAAACCAGUACAUCGCAUACGUAGCAUAUCCUUUAGAUCUAUUCGAAGAAGGCUCUGUUACUAACCUAUUUACUUCCAUCGUAGGUAACGUAUUCGGAUUUAAAGCUCUUAGAGCUUUGCGUCUAGAAGAUUUACGUAUUCCAGCUGCAUACGUAAAAACUUUCCAAGGCCCUCCUCAUGGUAUUCAAGUAGAAAGAGACAAACUAAAUAAGUACGGUCGUCCUCUAUUAGGUUGUACUAUUAAGCCUAAACUAGGUUUAUCUGCUAAAAACUAUGGUAGAGCUGUAUAUGAAUGUUUACGUGGUGGAUUGGAUUUCACCAAAGAUGAUGAAAACGUAACUUCCCAACCUUUCAUGCGCUGGAGAGACAGAUUCUUGUUUGUAGCUGAAGCAAUCUUCAAAGCUCAAGCUGAAACUGGCGAGAUCAAAGGGCAUUACCUAAAUGCUACUGCAGGUACUUGUGAAGAAAUGAUGAAGAGAGCAGCUUAUGCUUAUGAUUUGGGUGUACCAAUUAUUAUGCAUGACUACCUAACCGGUGGUUUCACUGCUAACACCAGUUUAGCUCAUUAUUGCCGCGAUCAUGGUCUUCUUCUACACAUUCACCGUGCUAUGCACGCAGUUAUUGAUAGACAAAAGAACCACGGUAUUCACUUCCGUGUAUUAGCGAAAGCUCUACGUCUAUCUGGUGGUGACCAUAUCCACUCUGGUACUGUAGUUGGUAAACUAGAAGGUGAACGUCAAGUAACCCUUGGAUUCGUAGAUCUUCUUCGUGAUGACUACACUGAAAAAGAUCGUAGCCGUGGUAUUUACUUUACUCAAGACUGGGUAGCUCUUCCUGGGGUUCUACCAGUAGCUUCUGGUGGGAUUCACGUAUGGCAUAUGCCUGCUUUGACUGAAAUCUUUGGAGACGAUUCUGUACUUCAAUUUGGUGGUGGUACUUUAGGUCACCCAUGGGGUAACGCUCCUGGAGCUGUAGCUAACCGUGUUGCUCUAGAAGCAUGUGUGCAAGCACGUAACGAAGGUCGUGAUCUUGCUCGCGAAGGUAACGAAGUAAUUCGUGAAGCUGCUAGAUGGAGUCCUGAAUUAGCUGCUGCUUGUGAAGUAUGGAAAGAAAUCAAAUUCGAAUUUGAUACUAUGGAUACUCUAUAGUAUUUUCUAUUUGACACAAAGUUGCUAACUGUGGAAUAAUCUUUGGGAAGUAUG